CUUACUGAUUACAAGUGAAUUUAGCAAUUUAAUUAAUUGUCAAAGUGAUUGAAAUCUGCGCUUGAACACAAUUCUCAAAUUUUCAUAUUGAAAGUAAACAAAAUUCAAUCUCAAUUCUGUUUACAUUUUUGUUUCUCUUUCUCUCUAGUGGUUUUUUAGAUUUCAUUGUUUGUUUUCAUUUUAAUUUUCUUUUCUAAUUUAGUUCAACAUGACUGACAUUUCUCGUAAUUGUCCUUAUUUGGAUACAAUUAAUCGACAUUUGCUUGACUUUGAUUUUGAGAAAUUAUGUUCGGUCAGUUUAUCAAAGAUCAAUGUCUAUGCUUGUCUUGUGUGUGGAAAAUAUUUCCAAGGAAGAGGAAUAGGAACUCAUGCCUUUGUCCAUUCGGUUGCCACCGAUCAUCAUGUUUAUCUUAAUUUAGAAACACUUAAAUUCUAUUGUUUACCUGAUAAUUACGAGAUAAAAGAUUCUUCCUUAGAUGAUAUAACUUACGUUCUCAUGCCAACAUUUACCUCAACUGAGAUUGAAGAAUUUGAUAAAUCAUCUAAAUUGUGCCGAGCCUUUGAUGGCAGAACAUAUUUACCUGGAAUCGUUGGUUUAAAUAACAUCAAACAUAAUGAUUAUUGUAAUGUAAUUCUUCAAGCUUUAUCUCAUGUUCCACCAUUGAGAGAUUAUUUCCUAAAGGAAUCUAAUUAUGAGAAAUUAGCUGCUAAAAGACCUUCCGGUGACAAUUUAUUCCUGGUUGUUCAAAGACUCGGUGAAUUGAUGAGGAAACUAUGGAAUCCAAGAAACUUUAAGGCCCAUGUUUCUCCCCAUGAGAUGCUUCAAUCGGUUGUACUUUCAUCACAGAAAAAAUUCCAAAUCACUGAACAAGGAGAUCCAGUUGAAUUUAUGUCAUGGUUUCUUAAUCUUCACAUUGCUCUUGGUGGUAAACAAAAGACCAAUUCGAGUAUAAUUUAUAAAACUUUUCGUGGUUCCAUGAAAGUCUAUUCGAGGAAAAUUAUUCCCUUGGACAAGACGAUCGAUGAACGAUUACAAUUGAUGCUUCAAGAUGAAUUUAAGGAAAAAUGUGACGAAUCCCAUUUUCUUUACCUUACCUUGGAUUUGCCACCUCCGCCAUUGUUUAAAGAUGAACUUCGAGAAAAUAUCAUUCCCCAGAUUCCUUUAUUCAAUCUACUGGCAAAAUUCAAUGGAAUCUCUGAAAAUGAAUAUAAAACUUACAAGGAUUCGUUCAUGAAGAAGUUUGAGUUGACCAAUCUUCCCAAAUAUCUGAUACUUUACAUGAAAAGAUUCACCAAGAAUACAUUUUAUAUCGAAAAGAAUCCGACUAUUGUUAAUUUUCCGAUAAAAAAUGUUGACCUAACCGAUUUACUCUCACAAAGUGUUAAGACCGAGUCAACUCGAUGUAUCUACGAUCUAAUUGCGAACAUUGUCCAUGAAGGUGACCCAGAACCAGGGAAAGGAUCUUAUCGGAUUCACGUUUUACACCGAGGAUCAGGGAAAUGGUUUGAGAUGCAAGAUCUUCACGUUACUGAGAUUCUACCUCAGAUGAUUACACUUUCAGAAUCGUACAUUCAAAUUUGGGAACAACAAGAAGUUACUGAUGAUCAGUUGGCAGCAAUUAAGUCUCAAGAAAACAUGACAACUGAAUAAUUUUAUUUUCUGGUUAAAUUGGACUUUAUUUCACCAAAAAGGAAACGGAAACUUUGGUGAUUACAACAUUAAAAAGAAAACUAUUACUGAUGAUUACUUGGAUUCUCUGUGUGAUGAUCCAUCGCUUGGCAGUAAAGCAUAAUAACCCCAAGUUGCAUAAGGUUUAGAACCAAAUGAUUUGUUUGGACCUCGAUAAACUUUGACACUUAACCUUCCCAUUGGUUUGGUGAGACAUUGGUCAGUAAGAAGGCAGAUUAAGAGAAGAGCUUCAAUAAUCACAGACAAUUUCAUGUUUACAAUUAAAAAUCACUUUGUUUGAGGAAUCAACUGAUUUCAGUACAACGAAGCAAACAAUUAA
Panonychus citri (citrus red mite) is the source of this 2009-nucleotide messenger RNA. RefSeq names its product U4/U6.U5 tri-snRNP-associated protein 2-like (gene Usp39). Gene Ontology annotation, biological process: spliceosomal complex assembly; mRNA processing; protein deubiquitination. The record is from RefSeq and is a predicted model, not a curated record. Gene Ontology annotation, molecular function: zinc ion binding; cysteine-type deubiquitinase activity. NCBI's taxonomy places the organism in Eukaryota, Metazoa, Arthropoda, Arachnida, Trombidiformes, Tetranychidae.